Numida meleagris (helmeted guineafowl) is the source of this 794-nucleotide messenger RNA. Its product is annotated as osteoclast-associated immunoglobulin-like receptor. NCBI's taxonomy places the organism in Eukaryota, Metazoa, Chordata, Aves, Galliformes, Numididae. The record is from RefSeq and is a predicted model, not a curated record.
CAGCUCUUCUGCCACAUCCUGUCCCCACUGCAGUCUCGCUGUCCCCAAGCUGAUCCUGCUUCACGGCAACAAUGGCGUUGGCCCUCAUCCUGGGUUGGUGUCUGGUGGCAGCGAUCAGGGCACAGCACUUGCCCCAACCCUCCCUGUCGCUGCAUCCCAGCCAGGGUGUGUCCGUGGGUGACAAUGUCACCCUGCGCUGCCACCUGCCCUGGCCGGCUGCCGUGGUCUGGCUGUACCAGGAAGGAGGUUGGAGAUACAGCAAGAGCAAGGACAAGAAGCAGGACACAGCUGAGUUCUCCUUCGUCAGCACAAGUUGGGAACACGCAGGUACAUAUCAGUGCCAGUACCGGGUGCCUGAGUCAGAGGAGAUAUCAGAGCAGACUGACCCCGUGCAGCUGGUGGUGACAGAUCGCAGGUAUUCCCUGCCCGGCAUUUCCCUUCGCCCUGAGGAACAUGUGGGGACAGGGACCAAUGUCACCAUCCGCUGCUGGAAGAAGGACUAUGGGGCCACCUUCCUCCUGCACAAGGAUGGGUGUUCAGCUCCUAUCCAGCACCAGGACCCUGAUAAUGGGGACACAGCCACCUUCACCCUCUUUGGGGUGACCCCAUCUGACAGCGGCACCUAUAGGUGUUCCUACCACCCCUGGGGAUAUCCCUUUCUGUCCUCACCACUUGGGGACAGUGUGACACUGGAGGUGGCACCCACACCUGCACCCCCAGGUGGGUCUCAACCCCAUUUGGGUACCCCUCAGAGUCACCCAUGGGUGGCCGAGUCACCUCCUGUCCCCACCGAG